Cavia porcellus (domestic guinea pig) is the source of this 6264-nucleotide messenger RNA. RefSeq names its product ATP-dependent RNA helicase DDX19B. Gene Ontology annotation, biological process: poly(A)+ mRNA export from nucleus. The coding region runs from base 148 to 1587 and encodes 479 amino acids. Gene Ontology annotation, cellular component: nucleus; cytoplasmic stress granule. Lineage: Eukaryota; Metazoa; Chordata; Mammalia; Rodentia; Caviidae. The record is from RefSeq and is a predicted model, not a curated record. Gene Ontology annotation, molecular function: RNA helicase activity; RNA binding; ATP binding. The transcript is spliced from 12 exons.
GCGCCGCUUCCGGUCCCCCGCGCGGUAGCAAAUGAUUUCUCUCUCGAUGGGACCGGAGCCAGGCUUGCCCUGACCCUCCAGAGCCCACGAUCGCAGCGCAUCUGCCCAGAGCUCGCCAGCGCCAGCGUCCCGCACGCGCCCGGGACCAUGGCCACUGACUCGUGGGCUCUGGCGGUGGAUGAGCAGGAAGCAGCCGCCGAGUCGUUGAGCAACUUGCAUCUAAAGGAAGAAAAAAUCAGACCAGAUGCCAAUGGUGCUGUUGUCAAGACCAAUGCUAAUGAAGAAAAGACAGAUGAAGAAGAGAAAGAGGACAGAGCAGCCCAGUCUUUACUCAACAAGCUGAUCAGAAGCAACCUUGUCGAUAACACAAACCAAGUGGAAGUCCUGCAGCGGGACCCCAACUCCCCUCUCUACUCAGUGAAGUCUUUUGAAGAGCUCCGCCUAAAACCACAGCUUCUCCAGGGAGUCUAUGCUAUGGGUUUUAACCGUCCAUCUAAAAUACAAGAGAACGCACUGCCUUUGAUGCUUGCUGAACCCUCACAGAACUUAAUUGCCCAGUCUCAAUCUGGUACUGGCAAAACGGCUGCCUUUGUGUUGGCCAUGCUGAGCCAAGUAGAACCUGCAAACAGAUACCCCCAGUGUCUGUGCCUCUCUCCAACAUAUGAGCUUGCCCUUCAAACAGGAAAAGUGAUUGAACAGAUGGGUAAAUUCUACCCUGAACUGAAGUUAGCUUAUGCUGUUCGAGGCAAUAAAUUGGAAAGAGGUCAGAAGAUCAGUGAGCAGAUUGUCAUUGGCACCCCCGGGACAGUCCUGGACUGGUGCUCCAAGCUCAAGUUCAUUGACCCCAAGAAGAUCAAGGUAUUUGUGCUGGAUGAAGCCGAUGUGAUGAUAGCAACCCAGGGCCACCAGGAUCAGAGCAUCCGCAUCCAGAGGAUGCUGCCCAGGAAUUGCCAGAUGCUGCUUUUCUCUGCCACGUUUGAAGACUCUGUGUGGAAGUUUGCCCAGAAGGUAGUCCCAGACCCCAACAUCAUCAAACUGAAGCGCGAGGAGGAGACCCUGGACACCAUCAAGCAGUAUUAUGUCCUGUGCAGCAACAGGGACGAGAAGUUCCAGGCCUUGUGCAACCUCUAUGGGGCCAUCACCAUCGCACAAGCCAUGAUUUUCUGCCACACCCGCAAAACAGCUAGUUGGCUGGCAGCAGAGCUCUCAAAAGAAGGCCAUCAGGUGGCUCUGCUGAGUGGCGAGAUGAUGGUGGAACAGAGGGCAGCGGUGAUCGAGCGUUUCCGAAAGGGCAAAGAGAAGGUGCUGGUGACCACCAAUGUGUGCGCCCGAGGUAUCGAUGUGGAGCAGGUGUCUGUUGUCAUCAACUUUGAUCUCCCUGUGGACAAGGACGGGAACCCUGACAAUGAGACCUACCUGCACCGGAUCGGGCGCACUGGCCGCUUUGGCAAGAGGGGCCUGGCCGUGAACAUGGUGGACAGCAAGCACAGCAUGAGCAUCCUCAGCAGGAUCCAGGAGCAUUUCAAUAAGAAGAUAGAAAGACUAGACACGGAUGACCUGGAUGAGAUUGAGAAAAUAGCCAACUGAGAAGUGCCCCGGUCCCUGGUUCCGCCCUCGUCACCUCCCCAGGAGGGAUCCCAGUGCUCACACGGCCCCAGCCUUGACACUUCCCAGAGACGAAGGCGCAAGGAAGAAACUACCUACCUCAUUAAAUUAUGUUUGGACUUGACCAAAACUUGUAGAAAUGAUGGGAAAUGGUAGGUUAAUUGUUCAUACAACUUUGGAAGAUUAGGCGUGAAUACACAAAAUUUACUUUUUGGAAAUAUCGUCUUUUUUUGGCCAGCAUUUUCCUCACAAUAUGUUAAUCUAAAUCCUGUAGCUGAUUACUUGUCCAGGAUCCCUGCUGUCUUGGAGUGUGCAGGCCAGCUUUCAGAACAUGUGAAAGCUAUGUAGUAGAGGUGAAGAGGGAACAUGGGGAGGAGCCCCAGUACGAUGUUUGGAAGCCUAGUCAUUUUGUCUGGAGGAUGACAUGAGGUAACAGAGCAGCCCUGUGAGCUUCUGCUUUGGACUUGGCAUGGAGCAGAUAUGGCCAGAUGCUGUGUCCUAAGGCCCAUGCCAGGAAGCAAUUUGCUGUGAUGGACCAAAAUGCCAAUCUUAGACUUUUGUAUGCAGGUUUGUGUCUCAGGACUGUGACUUGUUCUUUUCAGCAGAUAUAAUCCACGUAGUGCACAUUAGUGGUGGGUCCUUGCCUUGUGCUUAAGCAAGUUCUAUGAAGUAGGCAUCUUGAGAAUCAGUAGUAACCCAAGCUUGCAACAAAACCUGUUUUCACAGGUCCUUGCAAUGUCCUUUUUAUAUUCCUCACAUCACCAUGACCCAUAGUAUCCUUAAGAAACUAGGUAGUGAUCUGAGAUUUGAAUUCUCAGUGAAAAUCAAGGGCUUGUUUCUAGUGGCUAGUCUUUUUUUUUUUUUUUUUUUUUUUUAAUCACUACCAGGCAUCGAACUCAUGACAGUACACUUGCAAGGCAGGCACUUACACUGCUGAGCUAAAUCUCGGCUAGUCUUAAGGCAACCCCAUAUAUGGUCAACAGUAGUCACAAAUUUUUGCUUUGCCUUCAGAUCCCACUAGACAGUUUUUGUCAGAGUUAGGGAAUGAUUACAGAUAUUUGGCAUCUUGACUGUAAAGGGAUUCUGAAUGUCUGUGUUUACAGUGCUUGGAACAUACACAGGGGCAUUUAGGGACUACUUAGAUGAACUGCAACCACUUACUAUCCAAGGCAAAAGUCAUCACCAGGUCCUUGGGUCUAUCCUUACUUGGCCUUUGUGUACAGAACAAAUAAUAGAAGUGGACGUUUCUCCAUAUGUGGCUAAAACCAUUGAUACCCCUAGAAUGACAGCACAGAGAUGAAACUGAUUUGCAAGAGUAGUCUGAAAUCAUAGCCCAAAGGGGUUCUCAGCUGUUUGGCCUUAACACAGAGGACCUGGAAGAGGAAUUUUAUGCUUUUCAUUUCUGGGGGUAUUUAUGUUUUUGUUUUUUGUUUUUGUUUGGUGGUACUGGGGAUGAAAUCAAAGGCCUUGCAGAUAGAGAGUACUCUACCACUGAGCUAUAUAUCUAGCCAUGGAAGAGGUUAUAAUGUGAUGAGAACUAUUUUCAUUUUAGAUCUUUCUCUUAGACAUUUCUUUGUUUUAAUAUCAGAUCACUUGGGAGGGGAUUUGACCAAUGUCAGCCUCCAGAUGGUUUCCUUAACUCGCAUUACGAAGAAGGAAAUUGCCAAACUACCACUGUUCCCCAUGGGUAUUUGACUAUGUAGUAUUUCCGGUCAACUUUGACCCGUCUCAGGAGUCUCAUAAGGACAAAAGGAAUUCAAUGCUUCCCUUGAAGUCCUGUGAACCAACCUUAAAAUAACUAAAAACAAGGCCAAUAGUUAGGCACAUAAAUGGCUGCGUAGGCGCAGACCAACUAUACUCCUCCUAGCGCACAUAAGCCAUGUACUGUUGUAGCCCUAAGUCUGAGAAGGCAAAUGAGUAGGAGUGUGUAGCAGACUGUUCAGUAGUAGAAGUAAGUAGGAUUCUGGUUGAGGUGUGUAUCAACAGUUCUUGAUCUGGGGUCUUAAAAACCUCUAAAAAGUCACUGGAUGAACUUCAUCUAUUAGAUACAUGCAUUGGUUUGAUAUUUUCUUGAUGAUGCUCCCAAAGGAUUAUGCAACGUGAAAGUCUAAUGUUGUGGAUACCUCUGGAAAGUCACCCCAGUGUCACUGUGAACCCUGUUCCCUCAGUGUGUACUCAUACCAGUGCCUGUCUCCUAGAGCUCAAUGGUCUAGUUGCUUCUGUGACCUUGUGCAGUCUAGAGACAUCAGUGAUAUAAAAAUACGUUGUUUUGGGGCUGGGGAUUUAGCUCAGCAGCAUAAGCGCCUUGCCUUACAAGCAGGCAGUUGUGAGUUCGAUCCCUGGUAUUGAUAAAAAGGAAAAAGGCAAAAAAAAUACGUUGUUUGCUGAGCUUUUGUCCAGAAAUUUUAAUCAAAUUCAUUCAUUUAUAUAUGUCCACAAAUGAUAAAUUGCACUCGAGAACAGAGAAGUAAACUCAGGAAAUAUUUGGUCCAGAGUGAAAAAUUCUGGAUGCCAUCAUUAUCCACAAACUUUAGGAUUUUAUUAGAUUUUUUUGAGUAUCAUUCAUUCUGUACAUAAGAACUAAUGAAUUGUUGAUGUAUUUUUUUUUUUUUUUACUGCUGUUAACUAUGAAGAAUUCAUGUUACUAAGACAUCAUUUCUAGCUAUGAGAAGGAAGUGCCAGCAUGGUUUUUGUUGCUGUUAUUAGUAAUAAGUUAAAAAUGAACAUGUUAGCCCUGUUUUACCCUUUUUUCUGCUGAUAAAUGAGUGGAUGUGAGCUCACCAUUCAGGAAGCUGAUGGCAGUCACAUACAAAAUCCUUUCAUUCUAGUCUCUUGAGUCUUACAGAAAAGAAUAGACAUGGGCUUUCUUCCUGUGUUGCUUACAAUCUCUUGCUCCUUAUUUUACACAUAGGCUAUUUCAUAUAACUUGCCAGUGAUUUUCAGAAAAUAAGUAUUUCUGAGGUUAGAGAAAGUUUCACUAGGGCUGGCGAUUAGCUCAGUGGCACAGCACCUGCCUGGCAAGUACAAGGUCAUGAGUUGAUCCCCAGUAUCAGGGAAAAAAAAGUUACAUGAAAGACUGGAAUUUACAAAUAACAGAAAAGCAGGAAUCUGAAUGACAAAAAAGUGCCCCAGGCAGCAGAAAAGUAUACUAAGAAUAAAGGACAUUCUCUAGGACAAAGGCAGCCUGGACAUGGGGGCAGAGGACAGUCUCAGAAAAUGAUGAUUGAUUUAAAUCAUUUGAUCACAAAUUAUAUGUUGAUCAUUGAUUGGAAUGUUUAAACUAUCUCAGUCCAUUUGUGCUCCUAUAACAAAAUACCUGUGACUGGGUAACUUAUGAAGAACAAAUUCUUAGUUCUAGAGACUGGGAAAUUAAGCAUUAGACUAAGGCUGAUGAUGUUUGGGAAGAGCUGCUGUCUGUAGCUAACUUGGUACUUGGCUGCUGCAUCCUCCAAAGGGGAGCACCAUAGUGUCCUUACCUGGCAGAAGGGAUGGAAGGCCAAGUGAACACUCCUCAGCCUUGGCCCCCUUUAUAAUGAUGCUUAUUCCAGUGCCAAGUCUGGUGGUGUAUACCUGUAUUCCCAGCUCUCAGGUGGCUGAAACAGGAGGAUCUUUGUGAGUUUGAGGCCAGUCUGGGCUUCAGAGUAAGUUCAGGCGAGCCUGGACUACACGAUAAGACCCUGUCUAAAAAUUAAGAAAGGCUGGGCAUAUAGCUCAGUGACAUAAGCACCUGCCUGGCAAGUACAAGGUCCUGAGUUUUGAUUCCCAGUACCAAAAAGUAAAAAUAAAGAAAAAUUUGUAAUUCCUUUUCACCCUCAUGGUUCAGUAACUUUUGCAAAAACCACAUUUCUUAGUACUUCAGUACUGUAGAUUAAAUGUCAAUGUGAAUUUUAGAGGAGUAUCAUUCAAACCAUGGCAAGUGACACUUGGAUUUAGUAAUUUUUCAUAGGUUCACAAAAAGGAAGUGAUAAAAUUAGUUUUGGGGGAAGACUGAUCUGGCAGAUGUUCAGAAUACUGGAUACACUGGAGGCAUGAAAGCCUGGAACUGAGAAAUAGGUUUCAUUGCAUUAGUCCUGUCAUGCAGCCAGUGCUGAAGUGUCAUUUGUUUUACUGAGAAUAUAGAAAAGAAUGCACAGAAGGAAUUGAGAAAGAAUAGGCUUUUACACAUCCUUGUUAUUCCCAAGAGGAUUUGUGGCUCUUUCUCUCCAGCACCCCCAACCCCACUACAAAAUUAGUUUCACUGUAUGCAAGAAUUCUGGGAAGAAGCCCACAAGGUGAGAAACAGUAGAAAGUAUGCAAACAGAUGACAUUAGGGUUGAAUCUCCUAUACCUUAGUGUGUAUGAUUUCAAGUCUGAUGUCCAUAAAAGGACCCCUAGGUAUGGUGGUACAUACCUAUAAUCCCAGCACUUGGGAGGCUUGAGGUAGGAGACCAACCUGGGCUACACAGUUGAGUUCAAGGACAGUCAACUAUAUAGCAAAAUUCUGUUUCAAAUAGAAAGGGACUGACGCCUCCUUUACCAACAAGCCCAAGGUACAGAUUUCAGGGGCCCUCCAGGUUUCUUGUGGGCUUGGACAGACAAUAGAUUCUUGGAAACCUGUUGCAUUUUUACAUGAAUUUGCUUUUCUGCUUGAGAAUAAAUAUUCCUUAUUUUGUUGCCUGA